This is a messenger RNA of Thelazia callipaeda (thelaziosis nematode), 276 nucleotides long. NCBI's taxonomy places the organism in Eukaryota, Metazoa, Nematoda, Chromadorea, Rhabditida, Thelaziidae. The record is from the annotation of a GenBank genome assembly.
CUAGCUGUCAGAUCAGUACAGUGUAAACCAGUUGAAGGGAAUGGUAUAAAAAAGGCAAGACUGGUGCCAGCAGCCAUGAUAUUUGCAGCUUUCGGAGUGCAUAUCAUCACUACUGCAGUUCGUACUUGGAUCUACAUCUUUGGACUUGCUCCAAUUUCACAAUACUGCUUGAGAAUUGCUCGAAAAACAGUUGGCUUAGAAUGGAAUGAAGAAAGCUGGUCGAAUGUUAUGCAACAGCUUGGAGUCGGAUUCAAAAGAUUUUUGGUAAGGAAUUAA